Molecule: messenger RNA, 1748 nt
Organism: Harpia harpyja (harpy eagle)
Lineage: Eukaryota; Metazoa; Chordata; Aves; Accipitriformes; Accipitridae
Gene: C11H1orf210
Product: chromosome 11 C1orf210 homolog
Exons: 4
Coding region: 199-1305 (368 amino acids)
Molecular function (GO): protein binding
Source: RefSeq, a predicted model, not a curated record
GAGCAGGGCCACGGCGGCAGCCGGGCUGGCUCUCAGGUGCUGGUGGUCUGCAGGGCCCUGCGGUCGGGGUGCGGGGGGCUCAGCAGGGGCCCCUGAGCCGUGCGGCCGCGGCCACACCUCACCCGGCACGGCCGGCUCUGCCGGCUUCCCAGCUUUCCCUCAGACUUGUUUUUCUGCGUGGAAGUUUCCUGGAGCCAAAUGGCUCCUGCCUGCCUGCUCGGGGUCUGCAGCCUCCUCUGCGCCUGGUCAGUGGUGACGGGACACCCCUGCAGCCUCAACCACCAGGCAUGGGCCGACUGCAAAGGGAAGAGCCUCCUGCAUGCUCCAACUUCCCUUCCAAGAAACAUCACUGGUUUGGAUCUCUCCUUCAACUACUUGGUUGUGCCCCGUCACGGGACUCUCUUGAUGCAUUUCCCUUCUCUGCGCUCCCUCAACCUCUCUAGCAAUGCCCUGCUGGCGCUGAGCCCAGCAGUCUUCUCCAACCUCGGGACACUGCGUCUGCUGGACCUGAGCAGCUGCAGCAUUGCCUACCUCCACACGGAUGCUUUCAAGGGCUUGGAAAACUUGCACACACUGCUCCUAAGAAACAACAGUCUGCAAGAGCUUGAGGUCCCUUCCUUCCUGAUGCUGAAGGCUCUUUUCCACCUGGACCUGCGGCACAACGCACUGGUCUCUGUGGACACCUUGAGCCUGCAGCUGAUGGAUGCAGUCCCGCAGGUCUGGCUGGAAGGGAACCCCUGGGUCUGCGACUGCACCGUGCACCCUCUGCAGCAGUGGCUACAGCGCAGGCAAGCUGUGCAGGUGACUUGUGCAUCGCCCCCGGGGCUGCGGGGCCGGGAGGUCACAGCUCUGGAUUCCCAGGACCUGGGCUGCUGGAUGAAGCAGCGGUUUCCUCGGGGGGUCAGCACGGCGCAGCAAAUCACAGUGACCCACAGCAAUACCACCACACCGCCCGCCGGGAAGGGGGGAAGGAGCUGGCCGUACCUGGUGGGCUUCCUGGUGGCAGCAAUUGGCAUCUCCAUCCUGAUCGCGCUGGCUGCCAAGUGCAAGCUCUUCCACAAGAACUUUGCCAGCUACCGCCACCGGCCGCUGCCUGAAACCAGCUCAAUCAGAGGCAGCCCCAUGGAGGAUGGCAGCAGCUGGGACAGGGGCUCCUCAGGCCGGGGGGCCUGUGAGAGCCACCCUAUGCCUGGUGCUGCUGACCUGCAAGCUGAGGAUGAUGAUGGCUUCAUCGAGGACAACUACAUCCAGCCAAGCGAGCAGCUGCCAGAGGAAGAGGAGCGGGAAUCACACCUCUCCGUCUGAGCCUGCUGCCCAGCUACCACCACUGCGGCCUUUCGCCGUCCCCCCCACCUCCAUCCCCUUCCUGCCCUUUCCCACCCGCCCUCGGCUUUUGGCCCCAUGUGGCUGGGGGCAGGAGGAAAGGAGUGGAGAGGAGGGGUGGGCUGGAAAUGGUGAUGGAGGCUGAAGGCAGCCAGCCCCAUGGUGCCCCAGCAUGACACCAGCGGGGCUACAUGGGGACACCAGACCCACUGCUGCUCUCCCAGCCCUGCUCGGAUGCUGAGGAUGAAGGAGAUGGUGCCUAUCGUGCCCGGGCAGCCUGGUGGGGUGGGAAGAGGAGCCUGCCCUUGUGCUCCCUGCGGGGUCUUGGGCACCGGCCCCACUGCCCCAUGGCGCCAGACCCAGCCCUGCUCUGUCCCUCAAUGCGUUGUCACUCUGGGGUGUGAUUAAAGCGUGAUUUAACCCUG